CGGCUUCCUUGCUUGUGCGCAGGAGGGAAGCAGCGGGGAAGCCCCCGCCCAGCAGCCCAGCCGUCCACCUGGGGGCAGCCUCGGCCCGAGCGAGCAGCUGCGCCCGGCUAGCGCAUUCGGUAGAGCAUGGGACUCUUAAUCCCAGGGUCGUGGGUUCCACGUUGGGCGCGCAGCGGUGGAGCUUUUGCUGGCGGACCGAGGCCCCUCCACGGGGGAAGGCAGGGGCGCCCGCGAGAGUGUUCCGGAGAGACCCGAAAAGGCCAGGAUCUGAGAGGAGCCCCCCCCCCCACACACAUCAGCAGGGGGAAAAGAAAUUGCAGGGGUGAGAGAGUGCUGUGUUUCCAUGGACCUCUUCUCUAUGAAGCAAAGUGUGUAAAGGUUGCCAUAAAGGACAAACAAGUGAAAUACUUCAUACAUUACAGUGGUUGGAAUAAGAACUGGGAUGAAUGGGUUCCCGAGAGCAGAGUACUCAAAUACGUCGACACCAAUCUGCAGAAGCAGAAAGAACUUCAAAAGGCUAACCAGGAGCAGUAUGCAGAAGGGAAGAUGAGAGGGGCUGCUCCAGGCAAGAAAACGUCCGGUCUCCAGCAGAAAAAUGUUGAAGUAUUUUUCAGACGAGAUGGAGCCCACACAGUUUGCAGUUUGGAGACCCCCACCAUAUCGACGCGGAAAACCAAAAAGAACAAACAGAAAACGCCUGGGAUUGGUGAAGGCGGCAGCACCAGCGAAAACCCUCAGCCUCCCAGGAAGAAAAGGGCUCGAGUAGAUCCCACCGUGGAAAGUGAGGAAACAUUUAUGAACAGAGUUGAAGUCAAGGUAAAAAUACCAGAAGAGCUGAAACCAUGGCUUGUAGACGACUGGGACUUGAUCACCCGGCAAAAGCAGCUCUUCUAUCUUCCUGCCAAGAAGAAUGUUGACUCCAUUUUGGAGGACUACGCAAACUACAAGAAAUCGAGAGGAAACACCGAUAACAAAGAAUAUGCGGUCAAUGAAGUUGUGGCAGGCAUCAAAGAGUACUUCAAUGUAAUGUUGGGAACUCAACUCCUGUACAAAUUUGAGAGGCCGCAGUAUGCCGAAAUUCUGGCAGACCACCCUGACGCCCCCAUGUCGCAGGUGUAUGGAGCUCCGCACCUCCUGCGGUUAUUUGUCCGGAUCGGAGCAAUGCUUGCUUACACGCCUCUUGACGAGAAGAGCCUGGCCUUGCUGCUGAACUACUUGCACGACUUCCUGAAGUAUCUUGCAAAGAACUCUUCCACACUGUUCAGUGCCAGUGACUACGAGGUCGCCCCUCCAGAGUAUCACCGGAAAGCCGUGUAAGCCUCUCGCUAACGGGGGUGUGUGCGUUUGCGAGUGUCACUGGAAGGGAUCCUUGGAUUGCUGCCGCUGUCCCACUUGGUUCCAGCUCUCUCCAUGGCCCCCCCAUCUCUCUCUCUCUCUCUCUCUCUCUCUCUCUCUCUGCGCAGCUGAUAUGAGUAUUGAGUGAAGAGUAUUUGUGUCUCCAGACGGAACUGGCCCACCCAAGUCCUAAGGGGUUUUCUUCUGCUUUGAAAUGGAUCUCUUUCCCAAGGAGAACCUUCUGGAGUCCUUCAUUGCAUCGGUUUGGUGUUUGAGAUGUCAGCGGAAACGGAACAAACAUUUCGUAGUCUGAGCUCCUGCAUGCUUCUAGGUUCAGUGUUCUUGAAACCCAGUGCUACCUGGAUGAAGACGACGAUGACGUCAUCAUCGGGUCAAGCAUUGACAUUCCCCUCUGCCCCCCGGAAACCUUUUACUGCCAACCAGCAGGGGAGGACCGGACACAGAUGAGUACCUGCUGCGGGGGGUGGGGGUGGGGCGGGGUGUCCUGUCUCCUUCCUUGGUGUCGGGAGGGUAACAUACGUGUGUGUGUGUGUGUGUGCUGGUCGAUGUGUUCUUUGCCUACAUAGUUGAAGAAUUGUGGGGUUGUGUUUCAUCUGUCAGGUUUGGAUGCACCUUCUAACAUAGGAUAAACUCACCAUUGUCUCUCUCGCAUUUCCUGAAAUGUUGUUCUUUGGAGGGGGUGUUUAUGGAUCCCCAAAUAAACUUUUCUAUUUCAA
Messenger RNA from Hemicordylus capensis (graceful crag lizard), 2072 nucleotides. RefSeq names its product mortality factor 4 like 1 (gene MORF4L1). Lineage: Eukaryota; Metazoa; Chordata; Lepidosauria; Squamata; Cordylidae. The record is from RefSeq and is a predicted model, not a curated record. The transcript has 13 exons. Gene Ontology annotation, cellular component: nucleus; NuA4 histone acetyltransferase complex. The coding region runs from base 127 to 1317 and encodes 396 amino acids. Gene Ontology annotation, biological process: regulation of DNA-templated transcription; chromatin organization.